Canariomyces notabilis is the source of this 1099-nucleotide messenger RNA. RefSeq lists its product as uncharacterized. The record is from RefSeq and is a predicted model, not a curated record. The transcript has 4 exons. The coding region runs from base 277 to 918 and encodes 213 amino acids. Lineage: Eukaryota; Fungi; Ascomycota; Sordariomycetes; Sordariales; Chaetomiaceae.
GUGACAAAAACCCCAGUUUUAUAGGUACGGUCCUGGUACAAUGCGCUGAGCCAGCCGUUCAGUCCGUGUAACUUCCAGCUCGAGGCUCACUCAGCCUUGACAAGCGGCUAUCCCGGUUUUCCAGAGCCACUAGACGCAACGUCCCUGAGAAGGGUUGCAUCGGGCCGCCUCCGGAACGUGCUCCUUUGGAGGGCAGUUUCCGCCUGGGUGGUUACACCGGGGGCGCUACCACGUUGCGACUUCAACGGCAGCUAGAAUUCCAGGUCAUGACAACGGAUGGAGAUGCCAGACCGUGGUAAACUUUUGAGAUGGCGUCCACCCAUCGGCACUGAUCCGACGUCGACCCAGAUAGAGCCUUGUUACAAUGUAUGCAUGGCGCAUGGCACUAAGGCAACGGACAAUGGCCGCAUAUUGCUGCCGUCUGCGGGAUGGCAAUCACAUGGCUCCCUAAUCAACACAUUACGAGAGUUUGGACGGAGGCAUCUUAGGGCGAUAAGGGCCCCGCGAAUCAUACAGGUCAACCCCAAGAUCUCGAUCUCGACAGCAAAACAGCCAUUUUAUCAACGGGAAAACGGUGCGAGGUUGUACUGUAUCCGUACUUCGACCGAAUCGCUGGAACUCAAGCGGCGAACACAUCCAGGCCACCGACCUUGCUCGUCAUCCACGAUACAGAUUAUGCCCGGGGCUGCACCAAUGAUCAGUACAUCAGAUGGAUUCUUGUUUUCUCUAAUUCUCCAUAUACUUCAGAGUACAGUACGGAUACGAAGAGCGCAUUUACGGUCUAGAAACCGAGUUCCUGGGAGUCGUCCCCCUGCUUGGCGUCAGGGUGCAACGAGACCCGGGCUGAUCGAAUCCACACCUCCUGCUUUCACACUCCACUUGACCGAGCUCGCCCUUGUCCUCCGCCUUAUGCAAUAACGCCGCGUGCUACAUGCCUUGGCUGGCUCUAAACGAUGCUGGCGCUCACACGGUCCGCUCCUCCCGAUAUGGCUAUUUGCACCCGAGGGCAAUAAUCAAAAAGGGGGCUACGGACAACGUGAACAAGCUGUCAAGUGACGCAACUGCCUCGAUUGCUCGCAGCCACACUCCCGGUCAGAUC